GAACAGCAGGUGGCAGUAAUGCUCCUUGCUCUUAGUCACAAGCCAAGAAGAAGAUGCCUAGAGACUAGCACUCUAAAUACAUGUGUUGAGACGGUAUAAGAAGGAUAUCAACUGAAAACAUGGCGAAAAAUAAACAGAAGGGGAAAAAACAGCAGAAUGUGUUCCAAGUGGCUAACAAGCAGUCCAAGCCCAAGUCCAAAACUAAGCCUGUGAAGACUUCCUUAAAACAUAUAAACACCCUGAAAAAAGAGAAAGUGGAGAACUUGAAUCAGAUUUUCACCGAGGUGCAGAGGGACAUGAAAAGUAUUUCAAAAUCCACAGCCAAAGAAUCGACAGGGAAAACGCCGAUCUCAAGGGACAAACUACAGGAGUCUGUGAAUGUGGAUGGAGCUGCCCAGCUUUUCUCUCAACUUUAGUGAUGCAUGUCAUUUCAAAACAAAGUCAUAUGGCAUAUGAACAAGAUCUGCACACAUUACGCAUAUUACAUGAAAUCAGUUAAUUGGAAAUGAGGCCUGGAUCUAAUGAAUACUCUCUCUCUCUCUCUCUCUCUCUCUCUCUCUCUCUCUCUAUAUAUAUAUAUAUAUAUAUAUAUAUAUAUAUAUAUAUAUAUAUAUAUAUAUAUAUAUAUAUAUAUAUAUAUAUAUAUAUAUAUAAUUAUAUAUAUAUAUAUAUAUAUAUAUAUAUAUAUAAUUAUAAUUAUAAUUAUAGGGAAAUGAUCUCAAGAGUCAGAUUUCAUGUAAUAAAUAUGUUAACAAUGUGUAUGCCUGUAUACUUAAGAACAACUGACAUUCACGCCUAAAUGGCAGAUCCUUAAAAGGAGUAAGUUUCUGAGUUAGCAUUUUCUGUCAGCUAGAUUAACUGUUCUGUAUAACAAAAUCAGGUGGGUUUCGGGUAAUUGACUGUGUUUUUGUCAUUGUCCCGAGACCAGUAAGAUCAAAUGUAGGAGUUCUGCUUAGUAAAUGCAGAAAUGGGUAUGAAUUGGCAGUAUGAUCUUUUUUAAAUGGACAUUUGUACAGUUUUGAAAUUAUGAUAUUUGAUAUGUUUAUAAACACAUGAACUGGAAAUUCAAGAUAGUCAAAAUAAAGUGUACAGUUCUAAUGGAGAUAA
Messenger RNA from Ictalurus punctatus (channel catfish), 1107 nucleotides. RefSeq names its product ribosomal biogenesis factor (gene rbis). Gene Ontology annotation, cellular component: nucleolus. The record is from RefSeq and is a predicted model, not a curated record. The coding region runs from base 120 to 416 and encodes 98 amino acids. Lineage: Eukaryota; Metazoa; Chordata; Actinopteri; Siluriformes; Ictaluridae. The transcript is spliced from 4 exons. Gene Ontology annotation, biological process: ribosome biogenesis.